Molecule: messenger RNA, 6123 nt
Organism: Thrips palmi
Lineage: Eukaryota; Metazoa; Arthropoda; Insecta; Thysanoptera; Thripidae
Gene: rib
Product: protein bric-a-brac 2
Exons: 6
Coding region: 219-2411 (730 amino acids)
Biological process (GO): regulation of transcription by RNA polymerase II
Cellular component (GO): nucleus
Molecular function (GO): DNA binding; protein binding
Source: RefSeq, a predicted model, not a curated record
GAACGCAGGAGGUCGACUGGCAGGCAGGCCCCGUGUCGGGCAAGUGCAAGUCCAUUAUCGUAGUGCUGAGACUGAACGGCCGUCGUAGCGCUGUCGCCACGCCGCCAACGACGCGGGCCACACCCCCGGCGACCACCCCAUUCAAGACCACGACGCCCAGCUGCAGCAGCAGCAGCAGCCGGAGCCCGUCGCCCUCCUCGGGCGUUGACGCCGGCGCCAUGAUGGCCAACAGCGGCCAGCAGUACUGCCUGCGAUGGAACAACCACCGCUCCAACCUGCUGACCGUCUUCGACCAGCUGCUCCAGUCCGAGGCCUUCACCGACGUCACCCUGGCCUGCGAAGGCGGCGUCUCCAUCAAGUGCCACAAGAUGGUGCUGGCCGCGUGCUCGGGCUACUUCGCCGCCCUCUUCGCGGAGCUGCCCUGCAAGCACCCCGUGGUGGUGCUCAAGGACGUCAAGUACUCGGACAUGAAGGCCAUCCUGGAGUACAUGUACCGCGGUGAGGUGAACGUCGAGCAGCAGCAGCUCACCGCCCUGAUCCGGGUCGCCGAGACACUCAAGGUGAAAGGCUUGGUCGAGGAGAACGGCCACCACUCCAGCUGUUCUGCUGAAGACUAUAAGGACAAGCACCACAACAACAACACCAUCAGCAACCCCAAGGAGGAGAUGACGCCGUCCUCGGCGCCGUCGCCGCCGUCCUCCAUCACCACGUCCACCGGCCUGGGCGCCUCCAGCCCGCCGCACAGCACCUACAAGUACCCCUUCAAGGGCUCGCCGUCGUCGGACCGCGAGCGUGACCGCGAGAGGGAGAGGGCGCGCCUGUCGCUGCCGCUGUGGGGCCUGCCCGGAGUGGCGCUGCCCGGCGUGCCGGCCGCGCAGUCCUCGCUGCUGGCCGCGGCCUACGAGUCCGGCGACAUGUCCCCGCUGCACCGCAAGAAGCUGUCCUCCCUGCUGCUGCACUCCCGAGACACCCCCAUCCUGCGGACCGUCCUGGGCCAGGCGCAGGGCGCCGAGGGCGGCGCGGCCGGCAACGGCCAGGGAGCCGCGAGCUCGCGGGGCAGCGCGGCGGGUGCGAGCGCGGGCGCUGCCCAGGGCCAGGCCGACUCGUCGCAGCCCGUGUCCCUCGUCUGCCACCCCGACUCCCACGACGCCAGGCCCGGCUCGCACGCCCACUCCAACGGCUACAUGUACGACUUCGAGAAGAUAAAACAGGAAGGCAACGAAGGCUCGCCCUCGCCCUACACUGACACCUCGAUGACGGAGGAGGAUCUGGAAAGGUCUCGAAUGAUGAUUCCGUCCUCGUCUCCUCUGAGCGCCGCCGACAUGCGAGGCGUGUCGUCCAACAUCGUGCCCUACGUCCAGCAGCAGAAGCCCGAGUGGAAGCGCUACAAGCAGUACACCCGCAACGACAUCGAGUCCGCCAUCGAGGCCGUGAAGACCGGCAUGUCGGCGCUGCAGGCGGCGCGCAAGUUCGGCGUGCCGUCGCGCACGCUGUACGACAAGGUGAAGAAGCGCGGCAUCGUCACCAACCGGCCCAUCAAGCGUGCCUCCAACGGCGGCGCCAGCAGCGCCGGCAACGGCAACGGCGGCGGCAGCAACAGCGGCGGGCCCAGCACCGCCAACGGCGUCGCCUUCCCGUUCGGCAUCAGCGGCGCCCCGCAGUGGAUGGGCCACAACUUGGAGGAGGGCGACAACGCGACGGCGCCCAACGUCGGCGCCGCGCUGUCCGCCAGCGGCCUGGUGGAGCACUGGAUGGACAAGGCCGAGAUGGAGCGGGAGGCCAUCGCCGCCAUGGCGUCCGCGCAGGCCGCGCAGGCCGCGCACGCCCUGAGCAUCAACUCGGGCAACUCCAACAGCCCACCCGAGGACCGCGACAGCCGCCACGGCGACCGCCACGGGGACCGCCAGGGCAGCGAGGGCGCGCGGUCGCCAUCGCCCUCGCCUAGCGGCAAGGGCUCCGUGCCGCCGCGGUUCCCGCACCACGCCCUGGCCGGCGUGCUGGGGCUGGCGCCCCUGGGCUCGCUGGGCCACGCCCUGGCCCAGGCGCAAGCCCAGGCCCAGGCCCGCGAGGGAGUGGGCCCCCAGCGGAGCGAGUCGCCGCAGCCCCGCGACGCCCCGUCACCCGCCAUGGACGUCGAGGAGGACCAGGUGGAGGACCUGUCCGUCGCCAGGACCACGUCGUCGUCCGAGGAGAUGUCCCCGCCGGGCCCGGCCGCCCACGCCUCUCGCGUCAUCGUGAGCAUGCAGGCCGCGCGCCAAGAGGAGGAGCGGGAACGGGAACGGGAGCGAGAGCGAGAACGGGAGCGGGAGAGAGAGAGGGACCUGGAUCGGGGGCUGGAGAUACGGGGGCCUAUCAUCGGCAUGGAGGAGACCCGUGGCAGCCCCAUGGAAGUCGGCGGUGAGCGGGAUUGAGCGUUCGGCCGCCUCCUCCCUCCCCCCUUUUCCCUCCCUCCCCUUUCCCCUCCCCUCCGGGUGAGCAGCCCCAGGACGGAACGUGCAAUAGCCUCCCUCCCUCAUCUCGGACUCCAGCACUCACGCAACGAUAAGACUGAGGACUCAAUUCAAAUCCGCUGUGCUGCCAACCUCGCCGACCCGGCCCGAGUAGUUUUAUUGUAACCUUCUUUAGCAUGAUGUGAGUGUGUAAGGUUGGCAGCACGGCAGCUGGCCGGUACAAGACUGAAAGUGCGAAUGUCUACCUGCGGGAGAGUGAACGAGAGAGAGUGAGAGAGAGCAUGACUGUGUGUAAUUGUGAGUGUGAAUGUGUUUGUAUGUGUGAGAGAGAAAGAGAAUGAGAGUUUUAUAAAAGAUAAAUUAUGUAAAUAGAUUUAUUUGUUAGUGGUUAUUAUUAUUAUGAUUAUUAAUAUUAUUAAUAUUAUUAUUAUAUUAUUAUUAUUAUUUUUAUUGUUCCUUUUGAAGUGUCUUUAACUACUUGAGCAGAAGUGUGUUAUGCCUAAAGUGGGUAUAGAAGCUGUGCAAGCUUUUUGAAAACUAUAUUUGACGAAUUAUGAUAUUUUAUCGGAACUGACUUGAGAGGGCAGUCUUUACGGGCCCAACUCCAAUUCGUUCAUCGGCGCGACGUUGUUGCUUCUAGCGUUUUGAAGAGUGCUCUCUCAGUCGUGUUAUUUUUGUGAUUGACUUCAUUUUUUUCUGUUGUUGGCGAAGUGAUACUUGUUUUGUUGUGAUGUCCACUACCGGUCGUGCCAAGCGAAGCGCUGGCCAGUGCCUUAUCCCCGGGAACAAGUACCAUAAUUACUGCCGUCCUAAAGAGAGAAAUUUCGAGUCAUUUUGUUUUCUUUUUGUUGAUUCUAAUGUUUUCUCUUUUCUUUUUGUCAUUUCUGAACAAUUUUCAAAUCAAUACCGGGUUCUUACACAAGAUUUCCAUCAGCUAGUCGACUUAUAGUUGUCUGUUUUAAUAUUUUACCGAAGUCGCUUCGUUGGUGGGAAUGUCCUUGCUCACUUUUUGCCUUGACAAGGUGUUGUGAUAUUUUAUUGUUGAGGCUCAGCUGUUUCUCACGAAGGGCUGCAAACCUGGUUUGUCCCUCCGUGCCCCUCGCUCUAGUCAGUGGAAGAUUCCAUGACGACGGGUCUUGCCACUGCCUCUCGUCGCGUUGGUCGCGCCGCGUUGCACCAAACGCAGUACCUUAAAGCUCAAUUACUGUACGUACCGUUACUUGUUCCUGUACUGACUGUACUCAUCCAGACCAUGUAAAGCGCAUAUGAAAGUAUAUAUGAAGUGGCUCCCAGCCCUGUUCAUAUCAAUGUUAUUAUUUUAAUAAUGAUUAUUCCUGUGUACAAAUGGCACUUAUUUAACGAAUUGUAGUUGUAGAUUAUGAUAUUUGUUAUUGAAAUGUUACAAUUCUAUGUCUAUUCAUAGGCUUAAAAGACUGAAUUGUGUUUGUAUGUAUGUUAUUGUAGACUAAGAGUCAGUCGCCGACGUGCCUUAUCGUUUCGCCUCGUUUUUCCACCGUUGUGCGAAAGUGCGACGGCCACCAAAAUAUUUUCAUGGUUGGUUUUUAACUCAAGUGUUUGAAAUCAUAGUAUUUGUACAUAAACCAGGCGCCCAAAGGGCUCGCGAAAUAAUUUUUAAAAUUAGAUCUGUGAUUUCAAAUGUAAUAUUGCAAAAGUUGUGUAAGCUAAUCGUAAUGGGCGACUAAUGCGAAUUAUUUCGUAGCUCAUAAGUUAAAGGUGUCAGAGUUUACCUACUAUCUUGUUGCAAAAAAAUUUAAAUUCGUGCCUUGUCUCUGGUUGAGUGCCUACCUCAAAGGAAUACAUUCCAUGACUUAAGGUACGGCAGACGCGCGAAUAUUGGUUUUGUGCUGUCAAAGAGAAGGGUUACGUGAAAGUGCUUUGUAUAAGUGAAUGCUAUGUGUGUUGACGGUUAAUUUAAAAUAUGGGAAAUUUCUACUUGUGCCUUGAUAUUCGUGAUGCUCUAAAUAGCAAAUCAGUCAGAUUCAAAAGUGUUUUAAAUUUUCAUGUAUUGCGUGUUUUUACGAGUUCUGAAAAAAAAAUGUGUGUUGUGUCACUAGAUGUUAUGUUCGGUCUAUUUUGUGAGCACUAUAGGUGCACUUUGCAACGUCGACACCACACAGUCGCACCCUCCUCUUUUUUCGUUUUGGAAAUUUUUAUUAAGGUGCCUUAAUUUGCUCGUUGUUUUGCGAGUUCGUAUGUCUUUGGUUUCGUUAAGUUAUGUUUCACAUUAGUAGCUCGUUCCAAGACAACUAUUUGUUACACUUUACUAUGUUCAUCAGGAAACUAUGUGGUAGUUCCUGCAAAGGACGUGUUUGUAUGUUGGUAGUCCUACUCUUCAUGGGUGAAACAAAAUGGCCAUAUCGUUAUUUCCUAAGUACCACAUCGUUUUAUUUACAAUAUUAUUUUGUAUGAAGACUGACCGUUUUUUUCUCAAUGCUAUGCAGCUGUAAGUGCUGGUAUUUUUCGUAUUUAAGUUGUAUUCAUUUACUUGGGGUACAUUUGCCUUUGGUGAAGCGAUUCCGCGGGGCAGCGCGGUGGCCAUCCCUCCGCAAUGUGAUCUAAACCAUAAACAGGGCUGGUCACCUUGUUUCGCUCACGCAUCCAGAGUCAAAUUCCAUUAUUUAACUUUUUAUUUUUUUAAUGUUUUUUUUGUGCAUAGAGGAGCUUCACUCCCGGGUAUCUUUACAUAUUCAUGAAUCUGGUUGUUGUAAUAUUUAACUUGUUGCUGAACAAUAUGAACCAAAAUGUAGUCUCUACCUCAUUUGUUAGCCGCCAUAUGAUCGUACGAUUUGCUCACUUGAAUGUUGUACCUGCGAUGUGCACUAGAUCUCUAUACACCGGUGCAUGAAUGCUCACCAAACUGUACCGCAACCAUGCUCAAAAAUGUGCUAAAGAAGCAAACAAUUUUUUUUGUUUUGUAUGUUGGACUGGUAAGACAAUAUUUCAGGCCAGUUAUUUUCUUCUUUGGUGAGGAAAGUUAGUCCAGGGGUACCAUAUCGAGGGGCAGAGGGUAAUCACUGAGUAGCGCGCAGAAAAAAAUUGUUGCAAUGUCGUACUGGUUUCUAGAUUUAAAGGAAAAUUGCCGCCGUGCACAGUGGAGCCACCCCGGGACUUCCCUCACGGAGCACAUGUUUGGGCAUUGGUCUUGUCGCUCGCGCACAUUAGAUCGAAAUAAUGUUGUGAUGUAGAAUUUUUUGUUAAGUAGGUCUAAAGUUCGCGACGCGGUGGUUUACCUCAUAGUCAUGUGUUCUAUUUUAAUAAUUGUAAUUCUGGAUAACUACUUGAAAGGAAACGAGCCUUGUUUUUCAAUCAACUAAGCUAACGAAAAGACUGAUUUUCCCAGUGAUCAAAAAAAAAAGUUCAUAGUAUUGUCUCAUUCUGGAGUGAAACGAUGACACAAACAUAAAAUGUUAUUACUAUUCCGGGCAUCAUUUUGAUUUCGAGUCAAUACUAUGCGUCUAGCAGCUCGCAAAAGCUCUGCAAGUUCAACAAGUCAACUUACGCCUUUUUUCCUACAGGGUGCAUGUAAGACGGAAUAAAAUUCGGUUUCCCGAUUCAAUUGUUUUAUUUUGCAGUUGUGGAUGACGACUCCUUUCUUUUUUACGGUUAUAUUUUAUCCUUUGUCAAACGAAAAUGGAUGUAAACAACUGUUGCA